Messenger RNA from Rhipicephalus microplus (southern cattle tick), 1555 nucleotides. It is a transcript of the gene Polr3D, whose product is annotated as RNA polymerase III subunit C53. Gene Ontology annotation, molecular function: DNA binding. Gene Ontology annotation, biological process: tRNA transcription by RNA polymerase III. NCBI's taxonomy places the organism in Eukaryota, Metazoa, Arthropoda, Arachnida, Ixodida, Ixodidae. Gene Ontology annotation, cellular component: RNA polymerase III complex. The record is from RefSeq and is a predicted model, not a curated record.
GAGUCCUCGCCACACUGACGGCUUUUCAGGUGUUCUGUGGCUUUUAUUCCUCCGUGCUACCCUCCUCUAGUUAGUACGCUGUAUCCGUGCCUCGCAAUUAUCUGCUCGCUGUAGUGGGCCGGCUGAUGUUACGAGUGGCGGUUAGGGCGCAUUUGCCAGUGGCCGCCUUCGUUUCAGCUGCCUGAGGAGGCUAUGCUGCAGCGAGACACGAGGUUGUAGCGUAAGUUGUGUCCGCAGCUUACAUUAGCUGCGGCUUUCUGGUGCACCCUGCGUAUCGGGACUUCACGUACUGCAGUGCGCUGAAGCGGUGCAACCAUCGUCUGUGGGAGGUUGGCCUGCGAUGAGUUGGACGCCCAACGGUUCUCCCUCAAAAGCUUCUCCGGGUCAUUCUCUUCCACGUGGAGUCCUUGGAAGAAAUGGGACACCCCUACUACCUGGGACACGAAAUCCAAAGCAGGAAGGCUGUUUUGUUACCUCCAGGUUACCUUCCUUAAGAGGACCCAGGGACCUAACCUUAUCCGGAAGCUCUGGACAGAAGAGAAGUUUUGCUCCCAAGGUUGAUGUACCUAGGAAGGCCCAUUCAUCUAGAGAGGAUGAAGGCUCUGAAAGAGGCAGAGGAGGUCGUGGUUGCUUCAAUCAUGGAGGCCGAGGUUCACGGCGUGGCAGAGGUGGGCUCCACCCGGAUCGGGCAGCCCGCUUUAUACAGACGCAGGGAGCCACAUUUUCUCAGGGUGUGGAGAGUACAAAGACGAGGGCUCCUGAAAGAUGGAACAAAAGUGAGUCCGUACCCGUACCACUUGAGAGACCGAAGUACCAGGGCCCCAGCAGCAGCAGCCAGGUAGCGGAAGAGAAGAUUCAGGAUGAAAAGAAGCUUGAGUUGCUUCUGAGGAGUGAUUUUAUUGAUGAUGGGCUGGAGGAAAUGCGUACCAAUUGUCCAAUCACCCUUCCACUAGUAACAUCACAAGUCCCAGCCUCCAAGUGGAAGCCAGUCGUCAAGGUCGAAGGGAAGCCAGUCAUCAAGCAAGAGCCUUUGCAUGGAUUUGCCCCGAGUAAUGCUGUACCAAGUGUGGCUCUAAACAGAAGAACCCUAGCUGACCUGUUCACAGACCCAAACCUACCUGAAAUUGGACAGCUACUGUUCUUUCAACUUCCCGACACCUUACCUGGCCUUGAGCUUCCAGCAGGGACAUCUCAAAAAGAAGCUGUGAACAGCAUUGUGAAAGUUGAGGAAGAGCAGUCACAUAAGCGCCUCGUCAAGCUGAGUGAUUUUCCUGAAGGAUACGUUGGCAAGAUACAGGUGAUGAAAUCCGGGCGUGUACGCUUGGUUCUGGGUACUGUGUCAUUAUCAGUAGACACAGGCACCCAUUUAUCUUUUCAUCAAGAGCUUACAUCCGUGAGACUUGGACAUGGAGAGGCUCAUUUCUCUGUUCUUGGACCCGUAAUCCAUAAGCUCAUAUGUGUGCCUGACAUGGAGCAACUUCUUGCAGCAAUCUCUCAAGAAAUUUCUUGAGAAUUUCUUGAGAGUGUCUUUUGAAAAUAAAGUUUAAAACAAAUA